Molecule: messenger RNA, 2124 nt
Organism: Didymodactylos carnosus
Lineage: Eukaryota; Metazoa; Rotifera; Eurotatoria; Philodinida; Philodinidae
Source: the annotation of a GenBank genome assembly
AUGCAAUCUGGAGAUCUGGGCCGCACGGAUAUCUCCUUUAAUUAUCGACCGUGUGCCGAACGUGCUAGUAUCUUAUUUUUUGUAUUAAAUGAUCUUGGUAAAAUUGAUCCAAUGUAUCAAUUUUCAUUAGAUGCCUAUAUUGAUUUAUUUAAUACAUCAAUUAAAAAAAGUCAAAAAAGUACAAAAUUAGAAGAACGUUUAAAUAAAUUAAAUGAUUUUCAUACAUAUGCUGUCUACAAAUAUACAUGUCGUGGUUUAUUUGAAUCUCAUAAAUUAUUAUUUUCAUUUCAAAUGUGUAUAAAAAUUCUUGAAGCAGCUGGUAAAACAAAUAUGGAUGAAUAUCAAUUUUUUCUACGUGGUGGAAUUGUUCUUGAUCGUGAAUCACAAAUGGAUAAUCCAAAUCCACAAUGGCUUGCCGAUCAAUCUUGGGAUAAUAUAACAGAAUUAGCUAAAUUAGCAAAUUUUCAUGGUAUUAUUGAAUCAUUUGAACAAUAUCCACGUGACUGGUUUCAAUGGUAUCAAAGUGCUGAACCAGAAAAUACAACAAUGCCAGGAGAAUGGGAUUCUAUUAAUGAAUUACAAAAAAUGUUAAUUGUUCGAUCAUUAAGAUCAGAUCGUGUACCAUAUUGUGUUACAAAAUUUGUAGUAAAUAAUUUGGGAUCAAAAUUUGUUGAACCACCAAUUUUAGAUUUAACAAGUGUUUUUGAAGAUUCAUCACCCAAAACACCUAUUAUAUUUGUUUUAUCUCCAGGUGUUGAUCCAAGUAGUAAUUUAACAGCACUUGCUGAAAAAAUGGAUUUUAAAAAAAAUUAUAUACCUUUAUCAUUGGGUCAAGGUCAAGCACCAAUUGCUACACAAAACAUUGCUGAAGGAAUACGUUUGGGUCGUUGGAUCUUUUUAGCCAAUUGUCAUUUGUCACUUUCAUGGAUGCCCGAUUUAGAGAAAAUUGUUGAAAAUUUGUCUGUGGAAAAAGUUCAUCCAAUGUUUCGUUUAUGGCUCAGUUCAUCACCAAGUCCACAUUUUCCAAUUUCAAUAUUACAAAAUGGUUUAAAAAUAACAACUGAAGCACCGAAGGGUAUAAAAGCAAAUAUGAAACGUUUAUAUGCGUUAAUAGAUGAUGCUGAUUUUAAUGAUAAAUCACGUGUUCGUCCAGAAAAAUAUAAGCGUUUAUUAUUUUGUCUAUGCUUUUUUCAUUCAUUACUAUUGGAACGUAAAAAAUUUUUACAACUUGGUUGGAAUAUUAACUAUAGUUACAAUGAUUCUGAUUUUGAAACAUCAAAUUUAAUUAUGGGUAAUUUAUUACGAGAUAAUGCGAAUGAUGUAACACCGUGGAAAGCAAUGAAAUUUAUUAUAUCUAAAAUAAACUAUGGCGGACAUGUAACUGAUACACGUGACAUGAGAGUAUUAAAUACGUACAUUGAAGAUUUAUUCAAAGAAGAAAUAAUUGAUCCACAAGUUCAAUAUUAUAAACUGACAAAAUUGCCUCAUUAUUAUGUGCCAAGAGAUGGUUCAUUGAAUGAUUAUAGGAAUUCUGUAUCAACCGUUUUGCCAAAUACCGAUCAUCCAGAAGCAUUUGGUCAACAUCCAAAUGCUGAAAUUGCAUCACAAAUUAGAGAAACUAGAAUGUUAUUUGAAACAUUAUUAUCAUUGCAACCACAAGUUGUUGCUGUCAAAGGAAAAAAGACCACAGAAGAAGAAGUUAUGGAGAUGAGUACUCGUGUAUUAGAACAAUUACCGGAAAAAAUUGAUUAUGCUAGCACUGUGAAAAUCAUGUCCGAAGAUCAUACACCAUUAAAAAUUGUUUUACUACAAGAAAUUGAACGCUACAAUAUAUUAUUAGAUGUCAUACGUAACUCAUUGAUUGCUCUACAAAAGGGUAUCAAGGGUCUCGUGGUGAUGUCAAGCGAUUUAGAAGAAAUAUUUCGUUGUAUAUUAGAUGCUCGUGUACCAACACAAUGGCAAAAAAUGUAUCCAUCAUUGAAACCGUUAGCAGCAUGGACUCGAGAUCUCGUCCAACGUAUAGAACAAUUAGCGAAAUGGUCCGAAAGUGCCCAUCCACCAAUGAUAUUUUGGAUGUCUGGUUUUAGUUUUCCAACAGGAUUUUUAACAGGUAAAUCUGGAUAA